CCGGACGAUACUGCUUUUGUACCAGGGAGGGAAGAUAGUGAAUGCACCGAUAUUCACUGCUGCACAGAAAUAUGGCAUCCCUCAGACUGCUCCGACGACUCUUAAAAGAAACAAAUCGAACAUACACAAUGCACAGGUGUGCAAGUCUUUGUGCACAGACUUUAACAGGUUUGAGUAAUCUCCAUAUCCAGAAUUGUGCAACAUUUAGUCACAGGGCCACAAGAAAGCUGUUUAAGUCACAAACUAUUGGAUCCUUACAGAUUGCACGAACUAUGUUCAUUCAAACUCAAGAGACACCUAAUCCAAACAGUUUAAAAUUUUUUCCUGGAAAAGGAGUAAACGUUUUGGACUCUGGGACAUAUGACUUUCCAAAUCCACAGUCAGCAUACUGCUCACCAUUAGCAAAGAUGCUGUUUAGAAUCGAGGGAGUUAAAAGUGUUUUCUUCGGAACUGAUUACAUCACGGUGACAAAGAGUGAUGAUGAUGUUGAGUGGCGGGUGUUGAAGCCGGAGAUCUAUGCUGUCAUCAUGGAUUUCUUUGCCAGUGGCCUUCCCACCCUGACAGAACAACAGCCUUCUGGUGCCACUGUGAUUCACCCAGAUGACGAUGAGACAGUAGCACUUAUAAAGGAACUGUUAGACACCAGGAUACGACCCACAGUCCAAGAAGAUGGGGGUGACAUUGUCUAUAUGGGUUUUAAGGAUGGUACUGUGUACCUUAAGAUGCAGGGGUCUUGCUCUAGUUGUCCCAGCUCCAUUGUCACACUCAAGAAUGGUGUUCAAAACAUGCUUCAAUUCUACAUUCCUGAAGUGACAGGUGUAGAACAGGUUACUGAUGAAGUGGAAAGUAUUAGCAAUACAGAGUUUAAUAAACUUGAAGAGAAACUGCAGGAAAAACCUAAAGAUUAGAUUAUGUCUUAUUUGUGUCAACAUAAAACUUUUGGGAAAUGUUCCUUCUAGAGCUGGAAGCAAUGACUCGCAAUGGCUUGGUCUUGAUCAAAGGAGACAUUUUUCUUUAUUUUCACUGAAUCUGAUGUUUAAGGAUAUAAUGUCAGAGUUAGCUAAGUGUAGCAUGAAUGAUCAUGAAAUAAUUUCUGAAGGAAAAAAAUCAUUAGUUUUUAAAGGUCUCCUGAACACUCUUGACUAAUGAUUGCCGUAGACUGCUAUAACUGAAAGUUUAACAUACUGGCUUAAGCUUAGCAUCAACUACAGUGAACAUGCGACUUAUGAUUACUGCCUAUUAAUGUAAUGGUCAAUAUUGCAGAAUAAAAUACCCAGCCAUAGUGUGUUACAUAGUUCAUGUUCAUGGCAGGAACAGACUGUCAAUCAUAAACAGUUUCUAAAAUCGCCUCUGAAAAGGAUUUAAAAUGUACAUUUAUGAUAUCUUUUGACCAUGUUGGUGAAAGAAUGAAGAAUUAUUUACAACACAAUAAAUUGUUUCAGCUGUCAA
This is a messenger RNA of Pomacea canaliculata, 1449 nucleotides long. RefSeq names its product NFU1 iron-sulfur cluster scaffold homolog, mitochondrial-like. The record is from RefSeq and is a predicted model, not a curated record. Gene Ontology annotation, biological process: iron-sulfur cluster assembly. Gene Ontology annotation, cellular component: mitochondrion. Gene Ontology annotation, molecular function: iron-sulfur cluster binding; iron ion binding. Lineage: Eukaryota; Metazoa; Mollusca; Gastropoda; Architaenioglossa; Ampullariidae. The transcript has 8 exons. Bases 42 to 908 code for a protein of 288 amino acids.